UGUGGGGCUUCCGGGGUAAGCCAACUGCCCCCAGAAAAUAGGGGUUGCUGGUAGCCAAACAAUUGUUAACUACAAAUUUUAAUGUUGCCUUUUGCGUGACUUUUCAUUUUGCCUUAGUCUCUAGCAAUUUAGACAUAAAUUUAAUUUAAAAGGCAAUGACUAAUUCCUUCCAUGUGUCUGGGAACAUCUGUGUCUCUGCUCGCUUUUACAGAACUACUUUCUUCUUUUAUUGUUUUCAUUAGAAAAUCUCAAUUUUCUUAUUUCAUGCUGUGUUUGAUUUUUUGGUAAGUUAUCUUAGAACCUUUAUGGAAGUGGGUGAGGAAUAAAUCAUAGCUCAUUGUGCUGUCCAACAUGGUAGCCUCUAGCCACACCUAUUUAAAUUUAAGAUAAACUAAUUAAAAUUAAAUAAAAUAUUAAAUUCCAUUUCUCCAUUGCACUAGCCAUAUUUUAAAUGCCUAAUAGCAAGCACAAUAUAGCUCUAUAGUAUGGAAUAUUUCCAUCAUUGCAGAACGUUCUACUGGACAGUGUUGCUGCAGAGGGUUCCAACAAUGGCAUGGACGGGCUUUUGAAAUAUCAAGCUCCCAAAUGAAAGUGGCUUGCGAACCUGGGGUGACCCUCCAGUUCCCAAGAGCUUUCUGCUGCAGGGCGCAGGGCGGCGGGCCGUUGGCCAGGGCGCCGGAAGGAAGGCCCGGAGAGGAACCGGAAGUGCAGCCUCGCAGACAGUUUUGUCGCUGGCCCUGUAAAUGCCCUCGUCAGAAGCCCAGCUGUCCUCCUGGAGUGAGCUUGCUGAGGGACGGCUGCGGGUGCUGUAAGAUCUGUGCCAAACAGCCGGGGGACAUCUGCAAUGAAGCCGACCUCUGUGACCCCCACAAGGGGCUGUACUGUGACUACUCGGCCGACAGGCCUCGGUUCGAGACCGGAGUGUGCGCGCACCUUAGAGCUGUGGGAUGCGAGUUCAACAGGGUACAUUAUCAUAAUGGCCAAGUCUUUCAGCCCAACCCCCUGUUUAGCUGCCUCUGUGUGAGUGGGGCCAUUGGAUGCACACCUCUGUUCAUACCAAAGCUGGCUGACAGUCACUGCUCUGGGGCUAAAGGUAGAAAGAAGUCUGAUCAAUCCAACUGUGGCCUGGGACCAUUCCAACAGCAGCUUUCAGCAACCUACAAAACAAUGCCAGCUUAUAGGAAUCUCCCACUUGUUUGGAAAAGAAAAUGUCUUGUGCAAGCAACAAAGUGGACACCUUGCUCCAGAACAUGUGGGAUGGGAAUAUCUGAUCGGGUCACCAAUGAAAAUAGCAACUGUGAAAUGAGAAAAGAGAGAAGACUGUGUUACAUUCAACCUUGUGACAGUAAUAUAUCAAAGAGAGUAAAGAUCCCCAAAGGAAAAACAUGCCAACCUACUUUCCAACUCCUCAAAGCUGAAAAAUUUGUCUUUUCUGGAUGCUCAAGCACUCAGAGUUAUAAACCCACUUUCUGUGGAGUAUGCUUGGAUAAGAGAUGCUGUGUCCCUAAUAAGUCUAGAAUGAUUACCAUUCAAUUUGAUUGCCCAAAUGAAGGGUCAUUUAAAUGGAAGAUGCUGUGGAUUACAUCUUGUGUAUGCCAAAGGAACUGCAGAGAUCCAGGAGAUGUAUUUUCUGACCUCAAGAUCCUAUAAAACCUAGUAUAUAUGGGAAAAGUUAAGUUCAGGUAAUCAUGUCAUUAUGUUAGAAAAUUAGAGUGGUUUUAAAAGGGUGGCAAAUCUACCUUUUUGAUUUAAAAAAGGGAAGAAUACCUACCUAUUCUCAGAUGACUCUAUUUAAGGCAUUAGAAAUUAUUAAAAAGGUUCUCUUGGGGCGUCUGGGUGGCUCAGUCGUUAAGCGUCUGCCUUCGGCUCAGGUCAUGAUCCCAGGGUCCUGGGAUCAAGCCCCGUAUCGGGCUCCCUGCUUGGUGGGGAACCUGCUUCUCCCUCUCCACUCUCCCUGCUUGUGUCCCUGCUCUUGCUAGGUCUCUGUCAAAUAAAUAAAUAAAAUCUUAAAAAAAAAAAGUUCUCUUAAAAAUACAUGUAAAACUUGGUGCAGCUCUUUCUGCUCACAGGUCUUGUCCCUCUGCUUUAAUAAAACCGUUUUUGCACCCAAGAAGCUAUAUAUAUAUAUAUAUAUAUAUAUAUAUAUAUAUAUAAAUAAAUCUUAAAAGUGAGCUCUUACUUUAAAUGUAUAAUUAUGAAAUACACAGAUAGUUGCUUCCAUCUACAUAUUCCAUACAUAAUGGAAAAAUUACACAAUUUAUAAGAAAGCAUUUUAUUCUAUAAAAUAAUCUGGAAUACUUUGUUGGAAGAUGUGUAAAAAGUUUAGAACUUUUUAAAAACUUUAUUUUUUAAAACUUUAUCUGUACUUUGACAGUGUAGCCAGGAUUCCAUCAGAUGAUAAUCAUUAUGUGGUGAGCAAGAUUCUGGGUUUAAUUCUUAAAUAAGAUAAGAUUAAACUGCAAAUAUAAUUUCCACUACCCUAUCCUGAGUAUCAGUUUAUUAAGAUUUCUUUUGAAAGAAGAAAACAGAACUUCUUUGGCCAUUACUGACAACUGUAAUCUAAAAGUUUUUAUACCAAAUACUGUACAAAAUGAAAUUUCUAAGAUAAUUUGGCCAUUAUUGACAAGUGUAAUCUAAAAGUUUUUAUACCAAAUAUUGUAAAAAACGAAAUUUCUAAGAUAAAGAUCAAGAGCAGUAUCCUUACUUUGAAAAGGAAAGAAACUUAAAAACUUAGCACUAAAGAAAGCACAGAUUAUUUUGGCUUGAGAAUAAAUUGUUCCUAAAAAUCACUUCCUUAAGUGAUAAAUCCACCUAUGGAUUUAAAAUAUAAAUUGUAUUUAAAGAUAAAUUAAUGUUAACUACAACUGGAGAGUAUAAUAACUGGAACAUGUUCACUAGACUAUUACAGCCAUUUUCCUGUGGAGUUUGGAAGAUGUCAAGCUAAGUAAUGUUCUGUUUGCUUAUAUAAAUGGUGACAAGCAAAACCAAUAACAACAAGCAAUACUGUUUAAAAAUAUGGACAUUUAUUAUUAUGAAAUCAACUGGUUUAAUAAAAAAUCAUUAUAUUUAAAGAUAACUUAAUACAUAUAAAUGUUAAAGUGUAAAUUUUCAUUCUUUUGAGUGCAAACAUGUGGUUACCCAAAGAAGAAACAAAACCUCCUUCAUAGUUGUAAUAAAACCUAUCCCAGAAAAGUUAGUGGGUAUUACAUAGAAGUAUUUAUAUUGUGUUCUACUGCUCCUUGUACUUGCUUUUAAAAAAUCAGGAGAAUUUAAACAGAAUAUGAAAAAAUAAAUUAUAAAUAAAUAUAAAAAUAUACCUUAUAAGGUUUUUAUUGAAGACAUGAUUAUCAUUGUAUUAAUGCCUAAAUAUGAGACUGUAAGUAAAAGUAUUGAACUAUUUUCCUGAAGACAAAUGUUUGAAGUUAAGGUAGUAGGACUUCACUAAUUUCACAGACUGGUAUCACCCACAAAUUGUGAUGAAAUGAAAAUCACUUUUUUUUUUUUAAGACAAAAAUGCUUUCUAAUAGGAAAAGUGCAAACUGGGUUUUCUGAAUCACAAAAAUUCUGAAACAGAAAGAAAAGGUGACAAAUUCCAGUGUAAAAUUAAGAAAAGUAAAAGUUGUAUCUUGGGGUUUCUUUUUUACACAGCUAUGCUUAGUCUAGGAAAAUCUUCCACAGGCAUGCUUUUCGUGGCAUCCAGUUGGUUGUAUUCCUCUAUGAGCCCUGAUAAAGAUGACACAGCUUCCAUGAAACCGCUUUCUUCCAUCCCUUCAAUUUGUAGAUAGUGAUGAAGAUGAGCCUAUAAAUAAAAAACUGGAUAAUGUUGACCAUUUUCAGAAAAUUUAAUACAUGAAUAACUAUCCUAAAACAUAAAUAAUUCUUUAUUAAAGUGAUACUUCACUCAGCUUUACAAGAGAAAGGAGAACUCCAAUCCCAAUAAACUCACGAGAUUUCUCCUUUAGAUAGUCCGAGUAAACCUCUCCUCUUCAGUUAUAAUCAGUACAGUGAAUAGAGCAGUCAGGAUUGCCCUUGAUUUGUGAUAGUGUAAUUUGUGAGAAGACAUCUUAAAUAGCCAAAAUAAACACAUACAGUUAAGAAGGUGUACUGAUAAUUACCUUUUUCUUGUAGAGCCUCAUGAAUCUCUCUUUCAGUUCCAUGAAGGUAGGCUUCACGCAUGUGUUAUUUGCUAGAGCUAAUAAUGAAUGGGAAUGGCCCACAGGAGGGACUGAACACAGGCUGGUUUUCCAUCCUUCUUGAUUCCAGGAGACAAACUGUAGAGAAGGUUUUAAUCUGAAAUACAAAAACCCAAAGGUGAGAAUGAAGGUACUGAAAGUAUCUGCCAUAUAUGGCAGCAGACAUUACUGAUGGUACCAUUCUAAUUGCUCAGUAUGUAACGUGAGUUACCUACUUUUUACUAUUAGUAGUAUCAUGGUACAGUCUGACAGUGAGCUAAGGGACAUUUAGUUAGGAGGGCAUUAAAUCUGGGGAUGAAAAAGAAUUGAAAAUAUUACAAUUUAAAAAAAAUUACAAUUUUCCUUACUUUGUAAUUCAAUAGAGUAGUUUUCCUAAAAACAGACUGUCAAAAAAUAGUAAAACACAAACUUAGAAGCAGUGUAGUGGUAGUAAUAAAACAACAGUAGUUAAAUUUUCCGAACACUUUCAGAAAAUAAAAUAUUUCCUAUAUCAUUCACUAUUCAAAAAUAACAAUUUUGUACCAUUAUUAUUCUUAUUUUACAUUUGAGAAAAAUAAGGCUACGUAGUUUGCUCAAGGUCACCCUUUAGUUAAGUGGCAAUGCUAGAAUUCGAAGAGAGGUCAUCUGAACUACUAUGCUAGUAGUAUACAUAAAUUACCAUGAAAAUAUAAAAUCAAACCUUUCAAUAUUUCUGCGAAGAUCUGAAACCUGUACAUUUCCUCUAACCAUAAGGGCACAGGCAAGGUAGAGACUAUGUUUGGGGUCAGCCCGAAUUAGCUGGUGAUCUUUACUAAAGGCAUCUGAAAACAUCUGAUCCAACCUAGAACAAUGAAAGAAUCACUGUUUAUACAAAAUAUUAUUUCUUCUAUGUAGAACUACAAAGUACAAAGACAGUCACCUACAGGUAAAUAAACACACACAAACACCUUCUACAUUUCAGCUAUCAUUUUCUCAAAACAAUCUUGAUGAGAAAUAUGAGAAGAGAGGAGGACAUCUUUUAUCCUUUAUUUAGAAAGGAAGAAAAAGGUGCCAACAUAUGUAUAUCUAAUAAUACACAGGAUCCUGUCUUUAAUAUAGCCCCAGCCUGGUUCUUAAAUCCCACUUAACUCAAUACAAAUAUAAUUAGGUUCCCUAGAUAACUCUAGAUUCUGUGUGCUGAAUCUAUAUCAUGUCUGGGAAGAGCUGCAGAAAUCAGUGUUACCUACUCAUUCAACAGAUACUUACUAAAUGCCUUCUAUGUGCAGGCACUAUUCUAAGUGCAAGAGACCCAGUACUGAACAACAAAAAUUUCUGCUUUACUGGAGUUUACAUUCGAUCUUGGUUAUGUGACAGCAAGAAGAACAGAAGACUCCUUUAGGGAAUGGUGAGCUGUGGGGUGUUUGUAAAUCCUCUGCUACUGUGUUCAAAAUUUGGUGUAUAUGUGCUUUUGGGCAUUUUUAUGAAGUUAAGGAAACCCAGAAAAGGAUAAGAACCACUAAACAAGUGGGCAAAUUCAUUCUUGAUUUAUCCUCUGCUGCAAAAUAUAAAAACUAGUAAGGAGCUAUUUGUAAUUUUGGGAUACUUAUCUUUAUUCACAUUAGAAAUACGGAAUUUCAAGAAACAUAUACACACUUCUCAUAUGUGCUUAUUAUUUUCAUGUGAUAAAAAUGGGAUGAGGUACAGGACUGACAUUUAUUAAUAAAAGGUACAACAAAAACCAUUCUCACUACUAAUAAGAAAUUAAAGAGUUUUAAAACUGACUUUUAAUAGUACAAUUUUAAAACAAUUUAUUAUUUUACUCAAGGAUAGAUAAACGUGUUCAUGUGCUGAUAUGACCGCCUCUGAAAUAUCUAUAGUACAGCAGAAAAAAAGGGAAAAAAGAACACAAAGAUAGAAAGAACAUUGUGACAAGUUCCCUAAGAGUAUAAAAUCUUUAAAGUCCCUUAUACAUUUUCACAAACACAUUUUUAAAAAUAAACCUUUGUAACAAAUUAUGAUUAUAUGAAUACAAAAUGCUGCAACAGUAUAAUUUUUAUCAAAAUAUGCUAAAAGCGGGAUUAAAAGAAGUUUAAUUGGCUUUGAAACAUUCAGGUUGAAGGACCAAGUCAAACAUUUUUUUCUUUAUGCUGAAUUUAAUUAGAAAUUCCCUGUCUUUAUUUUUUAAGAAUUAACUUUAAAUGUAAAAAUGUUUGGACUAUCACUAUUGUACAAUAAAUAGUUUAGCACCAAUUUACAUUCUAUGUGUCCACAUAUUAUUUAAAUACACUAAUUUUUAAUAUGCGGGGCUGAUAAUAACAGUGAACAUUUAGUGAAUGAUUACCAUGUUCCACAUACAGUGCAAGUUGCUUAACUUAAGGUCAUCACCAUUCCAUGCAGAAAGAGUCCUAUUAGUUGGCAUAACUGUUUAUUUGUUAACAGCUUAAAUAAAAGUUAAUAGCACUGUGACAUUUACAGUGCAGAACUGUUAUUUUGCCAAAAUUUAAACUGUAAAAAAGAUCUUUAAUCUGGUUUUUAUCAUUUACAUACUUUCCUCUUACAGAGUUUGACAGGACCUUUUCCCUCAGUCAACUGUGGAUGCCAGUGGGACCUUUUCAAGCUUAUCAUCACUGUAUAUGCUCAGAAUAUUUUUCAAUUACAUUUUUAUUAAGUAGACUAAGUUUUACGCUUAUAAAUGACACACAGUUACAAAACAAGGUGUUCUGGAAAUUAUAUAUAGCAGCUACCAUCAACAGUAACACUGGAAAGCCUUCUAUGGUGCUGGACUGUGAUAAGAACUUUAAAGAUACUCUUAUUUAAUAUACCCAACAAAGGUAUGAGGUAGGUCCACCUGCCCAAGGUCCUAUAGCUAUUGACAGAAUUAGCAUUCAGACUUAAGUAUGUCAGACUUCAAAGCCCUGAAAUCUUUUUCAAUAAAAACCAAAUCUUUAUGAAUUUCAUUAGCUUAAAAAUUUAGAUUUAAUGUCAAAUGGUUUCAUAUUCACUUUUUAAACAAUGACUUGUAAAAUAAAGGAUUCAAAUAAUGAAAAUGACACAAAGAAAAUGACACAAAAAAAUACCCAGAGUUACUACAAACUUAAAAAAAUUUUUUUAAAAAAGUAAUUCAAAUUAUCAAGUCAUUAGAAUAGUUACUACAUCUUACCUUCGGGUAGGAAUGUUAACAUCUGCCAGUGUAUAUAGAGGUGUUAGGCUUGACACAAGAUAAUGCAGUUGAGGAAAAGGAACUAAAUUCAUGCUGAUUUCAUUAAGGUCCAUAUUAAGGGACCCUUCAAACCUUGCAGAGCUAAAAAAUUAACAAAGCAAGAGAAAAAAAUUUAAUGUUAAAAUUUUAUACUUUGAAUGUAGCUUUAUUCAGCAGGCAUUCUUAAAUCCUUUUGUACACUGUUCUUCAGUAGAGAAUAUAUGCUCCUUUUUUCUGUAUUAGUGAAAUUUAGUAUCAUGAAUAUCAUGUAUAAAGGUAAUUAAAAUGUAACACACAA
This is a messenger RNA of Mirounga angustirostris (Northern elephant seal), 7648 nucleotides long. It is a transcript of the gene CCN6, whose product is annotated as cellular communication network factor 6. Gene Ontology annotation, biological process: cell adhesion; signal transduction. The record is from RefSeq and is a predicted model, not a curated record. Gene Ontology annotation, cellular component: extracellular region; extracellular matrix. The transcript has 5 exons. Lineage: Eukaryota; Metazoa; Chordata; Mammalia; Carnivora; Phocidae. Bases 586 to 1650 code for a protein of 354 amino acids. Gene Ontology annotation, molecular function: integrin binding; heparin binding.